UCCUCGAGCUGUGCCACCAGUUCCCGCACGGCAUCACGGACCAGGUCAUCCAGAACGACAUGCCGCACAUGGAGGCGCAGCAGCGCGCCGUGGCCAUCAACCGGCUGCUCUCCAUGGGGCAACUGGACCUUCUCAGGAGCAAUGCAGGUCUCCUGUACAGGAUCAAAGAGUCUCAAAACGCCAGUAAAAUGAAAGGCUCUGACAAUCAAGAGAAGCUGGUUUACCAAAUAAUAGAAGAUGCAGGCAACAAAGGUAUUUGGAGCAGGGACAUUAGAUACAAAAGUAAUCUACCUUUAACGGAGAUAAACAAGAUACUGAAAAACCUGGAAAGUAAAAAACUAAUUAAAGCAGUUAAAUCUGUUGCGGCAUCUAAGAAGAAGGUGUAUAUGCUAUAUAACCUGCAGCCUGAUCGGUCAGUGACUGGUGGGGCUUGGUACAGUGACCAAGACUUUGAAUCUGAAUUUGUUGAAGUGUUAAAUCAACAGUGCUUUAAAUUUUUACAGAGUAAGGCAGAAGCAGCUCGAGAAAGCAAACAGAACCCCAUGAUCCAGAGGAACAGCUCAUUUGCCUCUUCCCACGAGGUGUGGAAAUACAUCUGUGAACUGGGUAUCAGCAAGGUAGAAUUGUCAAUGGAGGACAUUGAAACCAUUUUAAAUACACUAAUAUAUGAUGGAAAAGUGGAAAUGACGAUUAUUGCUGCAAAGGAAGGCACAGUAGGUAGUGUGGAUGGACAGAUGAAGUUGUACAGAGCUGUCAGUCCUCUCAUACAACCCCCUGGAUUAGUCAGGACACCCUGUGGACUCUGCCCUGUUUUUGAUGAUUGCCAUGAAGGUGGUGAGAUUUCUCCAUCAAACUGUAUUUAUAUGACAGAGUGGCUGGAGUUUUAAAGUGGAA
Tinamus guttatus (white-throated tinamou) is the source of this 894-nucleotide messenger RNA. The record is from RefSeq and is a predicted model, not a curated record. Lineage: Eukaryota; Metazoa; Chordata; Aves; Tinamiformes; Tinamidae.